CUCCCUCCUCCAGCACCGGCUGCCAUCCUACAGCCCUCCAUCGCUGUCCUGCUUCCCAACCCCUGGGACCUCAAUGUCCACACCAUGAUGACGGGCAUCGCCGCCGCCUCCUUCUUCUCCAAUACCUGCCGCUUUGGGGGCUGCGGGCUCCACUUUACCACCCUGGCCGAGCUCAUCGAGCACAUCGAGGACAACCAUAUCGACACAGACCCGCGUGUUCUAGAAAAGCAGGAACUACAACAACCAACAUAUGUGGCAUUAAGUUACAUCAACAGAUUUAUGACUGAUGCAGCUCGUCGGGAACAAGAAACUUUGAAGAAAAAAAUUCAGCCCAAACUGUCAUUGACAUUGUCAGGUUCUGUGUCCCGGGGGAAUGUUUCCACACCACCACGGCAUGGCAGCGGUAGUCUCACCCCACCGGUCACCCCUCCAAUCACCCCAUCUUCCUCUUUCCGAAGUAGCACCCCCACAGGAAGUGAAUAUGAUGAAGAAGAGGUAGAUUAUGAAGAGUCAGACAGUGAUGAGUCUUGGACUACUGAGAGUGCCAUCAGCUCUGAAGCCAUUCUGAGCUCUAUGUGCAUGAAUGGAGGGGAUGAGAAGCCAUUUGCCUGCCCAGUUCCUGGAUGUAAAAAGAGAUAUAAGAAUGUAAACGGUAUUAAGUACCAUGCCAAGAAUGGCCACAGAACUCAAAUCCGUGUCCGUAAACCUUUCAAAUGUCGCUGCGGGAAGAGUUACAAGACAUCUCAGGGUCUUCGUCACCACACAAUCAAUUUCCACCCUCCUGUCUCUGCCGAGAUCAUCAGGAAGAUGCAGCAAUAAAAGCUAAAUACAUCUGUGCCAAGAAACCCUCACCAGCAGAUGCUGAUUUUCAAAACAGCCACCCUUAUUUUAUUUGUUAUUUUGUCCUUUCUGUUAUAUUUCAUGGGAAGCACUGAAACUCCUAUGAAACGUGACAUUCAGUGCAUGCUUUAAACAAACGAUUCCAAUCAUUGUGGAAUGGCUUAGGUUCCUAAAGAAAAUCCUUUUUAUAAAAUUGCACAUUAACCGCCAUGCCCAUUUUCAUCACUUUCUUAAGGUGCUACAGUUAUAAACCUAUUAAUAGAAAGACAAGAUUUAUGAGGAAAAACAAAUGUUUCUCUGUAGCCCAAGGGGGGAGGGGAGAUUUAGUUGGAUGCAUAAGAUAUUAUUUGGCAAGUGUUACUUGUGAAUGGAAGACAUCUUAGCACUGAAAUUAUAUUAAGAGCUACUUUGCUAACAAGGUAGCCUAAAGAGCAUUACAGGCCAGGAGCAAAGAGGGUGAACACAUAAGUCAUUUACAUUUUGUAACAUGUUAACCCUUUAAUCUUUUAGAGGGGCACUACUGCUUUGUUCUAAUACACUGUAAUGAUGCAUUUUCAGUUAAAAAUCAGUAGUAUAUUGAUUACAUUUUAUUAGAUGGUUCUUUCAGUGAAAAUGAGAUGUUUGCUGCACUUCCAAAGCCCAUGGAUGUCACAUGACCUCCAAACUAUGUAAAGAGGCAGAAUUCAUGGUUCUUUUCUUGGCAGGGAUAAGCAAGACGAGCAUGGUCGUGCAAUUAUAGACAUCUUAAUUUCUCCUUAUAGGAGCCCUCUAGUAAGUACAAAAUAAUGAAAGAAAUCAGUUUUAAAAAACACGUACCGUUAUAACUUUAUAUAGAAACUGAUGGAAAUUCCCCUUUAUAGGAUUUUAGUGGAGUUUACUGUGCAUUUAAUACCAAAUUAUCACCAUUUUUUUUAGAUUCCUUGACCUGCCUUACUUAAAAACUCAGUAUUUUAGGUAUCAGUUGCAUAGGUUAUCUGUGCUAUAAAUAAGAAUGUUUAACGUAUAAUAAAAUAUUUUCAUACUUAAAUAACAUACAUAUAAAGGUUGCGCUUGCUGUGUUUUCAUAUUAUCUUGCAUAGUAUUUUUUCUUCAGUUGUUUUGUGUUUUCCUCUUUAUCAGCCAAAGUGCUAAAAAUCUAAUUUUUUGCGAUUAGCAAAAAAGAAAAAAAAUGAAAGACAAAAAAAAAUAUUAUUUUCAGUGUUAUGAAAGGUCACUGUUUUACAGUUACCAUAGUCGGGUAAUGAUUCGGUUUGCACCCAACUUUCUUUCUUGGACCAAGUUCUCAGAUAAAAAAGUUUCUCCCUUUUUCCUCUUUCAUAAAUGCAGUGAAAUGCGUUAUUACUUUCUGUAGCAUUGCAGGUUUCACCAAAAGCUGGAAACAGAACUGUUCAUACCAUAUCCCCAUGAGUGAAAUGACCCAUUAUAUAUAUAUAUAUAUAUAUAUAUAUUUAUACAUAUAGGGUGCUACACUCCUGGGCAUCCAAGGGUUACAUAAAACAUUGGCCUUAGUUCAUUUUAUAUGAACAAGAUAUGUACAUUUUAGCAUUGACUUGUGGCGUAAAAAGCAUACUAGUUUGUUUUAUUACUAUAUGCUGAGUGCCCAAAGUAUUAAAAUCCCUCACUUCCUGAGGUGAACAUAAAAGAAAAUGCCAUAAAAUACCAAAAAUAUUUUUAUGUUUGCAGUUUUAAUGACAAAAACAUAUUUUUAAUGGUUAUAUAGCACUUUGAUUUGCAUUUUGCCUGCUCCAAUAAAACCAUCCUGAAGUGAUGUGUCUGCAAGGUACUUAUGCUUUUAUUUGUACAUAUUUAUAUAUAUAUAUAUAUAUAGUCAGUAAUGUUACCAAUAACUGGAUAGUUCUGCUACUGUUGGUAGAAACCUGCAAAACUGCUUAAAGUGUAAAUUUCAUUUUUGAGAUUGGUUUUCUUUUAUUGUGAAACACAACUCUUCAUCCUUUGAUGGAGUUUAAAAAGCACUUUGUAGUUCUCUAUUGCCAACCAAGGUAAUGCUGUCUGCAAUGCCAAUAAUUGCAGCUACUGUACUGAGCGUGCAUAUAGGCUGCUCCCAAGUUCUAAGCACAUGGAUAGGAGGCACGACCGUUGGAAGGGAAUUUAAAGUGACUCUCCUUUGAUGUUCUUUGUACACAAUUUAUUAUUUUGUAUGUAUUUUUUACUGCCUUGUAAUGUUUAUUUCAUUCCAAAUAAAGUUAUGUUAAGUCUUACAGGUCACUUUGCUGAGCUGACAUUCCAGAUGACUUGGAAUUAAAGGGCUAUCAAACCCAAAUUGUUUCUUUUAUAAUUCAGAUAGAGCGUGAAAAAUUGAUAAUAGGAGUAAAUUAGAAAGUUGCUUAAAAGUGCAUGCUCUGUCUGAAUCAUGAAAGAAAAAAAUUGGGUUUCAUGCCCCUUUAAGUACUAUGUGCCGGGUGGUCAAAGCAUAGUCCAACUGCCUUGCAGUCACAUGUCUGGAUCAUACAUUACCGGAAUAGCCUAGAAGUUUGGAGUUGUUUUUAAUGUUUUAGGGAAGCCCUUUAAUAUUUAUUAUUCAGCAAACUAGCGAGGCCUCUUGAAACAAAGCACUCAACUAACUGUCAGUUAUUAUGGCACACAGUGCAGUAAUGUGAUUCUGGUUUUGCUUAAAAAAAUGCAUCAUGUACACAGCCUUCAUUUUCCAUUUGUGAAAAAAAAAAAAGUUAUUAAAGGGAUAUGAAACCCAAAAAUUUUCAUAAGGAGUUCAUAUCCCUUUAAAAUGACAAAACUACCAUGGUAAAGUCUCUUUCUGGAUCUAUCAGUAUCUAUUCUGCAGGCAGAGUGGAUGUGAUUCCGAUUAAUGUGUAACUAGAACAGUUUGCUACACUAAAGAGCUUUUCAUGUUCAGUACUUUGUUGCUGUAUCAAUUUGCCAAAAACAAACCUCAGUACAACUCAAUACAAAAUGUUAAAUGAAGAAACAAGAUGAAAACGAUAAGCAAGAAAUUAUUAUUAGAAUAUAAUAAGAAAACAUGGUGAAUAUCACUAGCUUUCCUAAACCUAACAAUACCAGAACAAUGUGUAGCAGCUUUAUUUAAAUUAUAGCAUGAAAACAGCUGGUAUUAAAUGGCCAUUAAAGUGAUCAUGUUACUACCCAUAGGAAGGGAGUAGUACAGGGAAGCAUAUACAAUAAUAUGUAUGUUACAUUUAGCCACAUUUUAGGUUACAUUGCAGGUUCUAGACUGCCCCCAGCAAUGAUAUUUCCCCUUAAAAAUAGACGGAGGUUGCUAGAGCCAAUCAGAACCUGUAUGGUGGCUCAUCCCAGGGUUCUUAUUGCCUCAGGGGAGAAUAUGGACAGUUUUUCUCUUCCCAGAGGAAAUAAGCUCUUGCGGAUGCUGCCAUUGACAAUAGUGGCUCAAAUACUUGGGCCUCUAAUUGUCUGUAGCAUUUACGGCCUAUUUUUUUUAAUAAUAGGAUAAUAAAACAAAAUAAGCUUUAUUUAAAAUGUGCAUGAAAAAACACAGUUUUAAACGCGCCCCUGUAAUGUAGUACUCCUACGUGGUACAUACAAAUUUAGUGUAUCACUUUAAUGCCCCUUUAAGGUUAUUAGUCUGUUUAAGAUUCAGUGUCUCAUCUAUAACCAACAUAAAUCCAAAGGGAAAAAAAAGUGUACUGCUUAAAUGUUACAACUGUGAAUAAAGUGAUUAAGAGUUUACAUUUGCUUCUAAUUGCUGAAUAGACUCCCCUUCUGUGCAGGGUGAUCCAGACAUGUGAAGAACAAGCCCUAUUUGGCUAUGUGCUAUCUGCUGCAGUGUUGGCAGCACUACAAAAACGUAUCUUUUUAGCCAAGUUCUUUUUAUUCCAGGCAGGAUGUUAGCUCAACAGCUAAACAGUUGUAAAAUAAUGUCAUUGUUGCAUGUAAAUUCUUUUCAGCUAUAAAACUGAAAUUCAAGUUUCUAUUUACCUACCCAUUGUGACAGUAUUAUUAACCAGGUAAGGAUGGGACUAUUUUGUUAUACUGUGUAUAGUGAAUGUAUUGUACUGUGUCUGUGAAAAGUGUGCUUAAAUUAUAUUUUCAUAUGUUUUGUUGGGGACAAAGUACAUUAAGUUUGAAGGUGACAGAGGUUUUAUGAUUUUUUUGAACUGAAGGCAACUUAAUGAAUCAAAACUCCUGUCAAAGCUGCUUAUAAAUGUAAAUCAAAGUUAAAAUAAACUGCCUCUGACUGAGAACCAGUACAAA
Molecule: messenger RNA, 5043 nt
Organism: Bombina bombina (fire-bellied toad)
Lineage: Eukaryota; Metazoa; Chordata; Amphibia; Anura; Bombinatoridae
Gene: JAZF1
Product: JAZF zinc finger 1
Exons: 5
Coding region: 85-819 (244 amino acids)
Cellular component (GO): nucleus
Source: RefSeq, a predicted model, not a curated record